Molecule: messenger RNA, 1281 nt
Organism: Opisthorchis viverrini
Lineage: Eukaryota; Metazoa; Platyhelminthes; Trematoda; Opisthorchiida; Opisthorchiidae
Exons: 5
Coding region: 47-937 (296 amino acids)
Biological process (GO): regulation of transcription by RNA polymerase II
Cellular component (GO): RNA polymerase II transcription regulator complex
Molecular function (GO): RNA polymerase II cis-regulatory region sequence-specific DNA binding; protein dimerization activity; DNA-binding transcription factor activity, RNA polymerase II-specific
Source: RefSeq, a predicted model, not a curated record
ACUAUUCUUCCUUACCUGCGUGUUCAUCGUAUCAGUCCUCACCACCAUGUAUUCCAAUCAGGGACUAAUGUUUGGUGACUAUUCUCUCGAACAACAGUCGUUUCGUGACCUAAACAGACACGAAAAAAGCUUGGGGCUGCUGACCGAGAAAUUUGUCCAGCUGUUGAAGGAGGCACCCGAUGGGAUUUUGGAUCUCAAAAUGGCUGCGGACUACUUAGCCGUGAGACAAAAACGGCGAAUCUAUGAUAUAACCAAUGUUCUGGAAGGAAUCGGUCUGAUCGAGAAGCGCACAAAGAAUAGUAUUCAAUGGAAGGGCGGAAGUGCUGCCACCAACGGACCAGACAUUCAGGCUCGUCUGGACGAAUUGCAGGCCGAGGUGGAGUAUCUGGAGAAUUUGGAGAAGAAAGUCGACGAACACAGGACCAAAGUAUUACAAUCACUGAAGAACGUCCAAGAGGAUCUUGACAACCUCCAGUACGCCUACGUGACACAUCAGGACCUGAUCAAUAUCUUCCAAGACCGGACGAUGCUGGUCAUUCGAGCACCGCCUGGGACUCGACUCGAGGCUCCCGUACCCGAGAAUCCGGCGGAACAGCCUGUACAAUCACUGUUCUCACAAAAGCGUUCGUACAAGGUUCAUGUGAAAAGCUACACCACCCCGAUUCACGUGCUACUGGUCAAUCAAGAGGAAGGCAGUGACAGGGCCCGCGUGUUACCCGUACCUGCUGGACCUGAAGCAGGUGUCCUGAAUAGAAGAUCCUCUAGUCUUUCCAGGACUGUUGGGGAGAAUACUCUCGUCAGCCCUCUUCUUCCAUUGAGUCCACCACCAAACGAAUGCGAUUUCAGCUACAACCUGGAUGAUACCGAGGGUUUGUGCGACCUAUUCGACGUCCCGGUCGUUCCAACAGCACCUGCUGAGGAGGAUGCUACGAACUAAUAUUAUAAUCCUUCCACUCAUUAGUGUUGUACCAAAACAUUGCACAAUAUUUGAUGUAUAUAUAAAGGUGUAUUUAUCCACACGUUUGCAGUGUUUCCAUGUCACAGUAGCCUUAAUAGACAAUGGGAGCUUGUUGAGUUGGCAAUAUUUUGAACCGGAGCUUCAAGGUUACCCUGUGUCGGGAGAAACGAUCUUCCGGACUGUAGCGACUGGGGUGGGCACUCAAAGUCGGUCUUCCAUCAGGAGCGGUUUGCUGGAAUGAAUUGCAAAAAGGGACGAAUAGUCAAGAUACGCGGUUACCAUGUACUGAUUCGAGUGUGUAGACAAGGAAGCUUGGGGACAAU